This is a messenger RNA of Prinia subflava (tawny-flanked prinia), 3656 nucleotides long. RefSeq lists its product as uncharacterized. The record is from RefSeq and is a predicted model, not a curated record. The transcript has 2 exons. Bases 2437 to 3390 code for a protein of 317 amino acids. Lineage: Eukaryota; Metazoa; Chordata; Aves; Passeriformes; Cisticolidae.
CCCCCUCCCCGCUUUUUUUUCCCUGUUGCAAAAGGAAAGUCAUUGUGGAGGAACAGAGCAGAGACGCGAAUCAAUCCCAAAUCAAUUCCCGCUGUGCACAGAUCCCGUGUGACCCCCGGGACCGUCCCAGCUGAUGUCACACUGGGGGAGACCCUCUCUCAUCGCCCCCUCGGGCACGGGGCAGCGGAGCCUGGGGCUGCAGCAGGCACAGCAAUGCUUCACCUGGCACCUGCGAGGGGCUGGAGCCUGGGCUGGGGGAUGGUGGGUGAAAAGCGGGGCUGAAUUCAGCCCUGGGGGGCACGAGGAGGGUCCCAGGGGACCCUGAGCUGCAGGGACACGCUGUCCCCUGCUCCUGGUGGCAGCCACUGCCCGGCAGCGGGGGGUCGUGGUCCUGGUGAUCCCAGAGGAGCUGCGGUCCCAGCGAUGCCCUUGAGGGUCCCCAGCGCUCCUGGGGGGUCUCUUGGACCCCCAAACUUGGAGGGUUUCAAUCAAAGUCCACUGCAGGGGGGUGUAGGGGACAGCCGUGUCUCUGCUGCUGUCCCCCACUUCCCGAGGGGAACAGAUCCCAGCCAACACCGGGAAUGUCUGGGGGAGAUGUGGGGGUCUCACCGAGGGGACAGCCCCGAAUUUACCCCCUCUGUGGUGACCUUCUCACGGGCCCUGUCUCAUCCAGGGGGGGCUGGGAAUGCGAUUUAUGAUCCCGCCUGAUACGAUCUUAUAAAAUUUCCCGGGCACACUCGAAAUUACAUUUCCAUAGCUCAGGAGCAGCGAUCUCUGCGCGCGCCAAUACCUGCCACUUUUAUGGCUACAUUUAUUGCAAUAAUAAAGUGAAAUGGUGAGGCGAGGGGUGGGGGUGGCUGGGGAGGGGGAGCAGCAGGGCAGAAGUGGGGGCUGCAUUGCUGAGGGCGUGGGGUCCCCCUGUUUUGGGGGGACUCGGGGGAAGCUGCUGCUUCUCUGCCCUCACCUGCUGAAGAGCUGGAAGAGAGGCAGAGGGAACCCCACAGUCUGUUCUGCUGGGGGGAAACUGAGGCACGACUGAGAUUGGGGAGCAUCCUGGGGGGCAUCCCUGGCACUGGAGAUGUGGGAGUGACCUGGCAGCUGUCCCUGCCCUCUGCAAUUGUCCCCACACGCUGUCCCCAUGAGCUGCCCAUGUCCCCACAUCCUGCGCAGCGUCACCGGGGGUGACCAGGAGGAGCCCCCACCCCGGUGACCCCCAGGAGGAGCUGGGUCUCUCUGAAGUCAGCCAAGGGGGUUCCAGGCCUCAGGUCAGCUCAGGGAGGUGCUGGGUGACAGAUGCCACAUGUCCCUGUCCCCCGCCACCCCCAUGUCCCCUCUCUGCUGCCUGCUGCUGCCCACCCGCCCCUCUCCCCCUCCUGCUCCGUUUUUCUCCUGUUUUCCCAUUCAUUCCCUUUUCUCCUCCAGCCCAAUGAGUCACACAAGCCCCGAAUCCUUUGCCUGCUGCCAUCUCCUCCCUUCUAUUAUAUUUUUUUCCUUUGCUCUUAACAGCACUUUCCUUUUUCACCCGUGGGGGGAGAGGCUCAGGAUGUACAUUUUUCCCGGCUUCCCCCCCUCAGCCACCUCCCAGCUCCUGCCUCACCGUGAAACCCUUAAAAGUAAUAAAUAAAUAAAACAACGGCUGAGGAAAGAAAAGGCAGGAAACGAGUGACAGGGAAAAGGAACCAAAACGAAAGAAAGAAGGAGGAGGGAGAAAAAAAGUCCUACUCGGGCUAUGAAAUAUUUAUUAGCCAGCGCGUGCCGAGCGCGUUAAUAAAGCUGCAGCAUUUGCAUAUUUUUUUCUGUCAGCGAGGAGCGAGGUGUCUGUUUGGGGGGUGGAGGCACAGCUGAUCCAAAACCAACACCCCUGGCCCCGUGAGGGUCGUGGUUCUGCUCGAGGUGACACCGGGCAGCACGUCGGUGUCACCAGCAGGACCUCGGGCACACGGCUGCAAGGACCCCGUGGUGGGUUUGGUGGGUUUGGUGGAUUUAGUUGGAUUUGGUGGAUUUGGUGGGUUUAGCUUUGGUGAGCUCGUCCAGGCUCUCCUCUGGCUGAGGAGGUGCUGGUGUCAGAUUCACGUGUCCUGAUGCUGGGGGUGCCCAUCCCAGUGUUGGGGUGCCCAUCCCAAUGCUAGGGGUGCCCAUCCCAGUGCUGGGGGUGCCCAUCCCAAUGUUGGGGGUGCCCAUCCCAAUGCUGGGGUACCCCUCUCCCAGUGCUGGGGUUGCCUAUCCUGAUGCUGGGGAUGCCCAUCCAAGUGUUGGGGUGCCCAUCCCGGUGUUGGGGGUGCCCAUCCCGGUGCUGGGGGUGCCCAUCCCAGUGCUGGGAGUGCCCAUCCCAAUGUUGGGGUACCCCUUUCCCGGUGCUGGGGUUGCCUAUCCUGGUGUUGGGGGUGCCCAUCCCGGUGUUGGGGUGCCCAUCCCAGCGCUGGGUGUGCAUGGCCAAUGUUGGGAGUGCCCAUCCCAAAGUUGGGGUACCCCUUCCCAGUGUUGGGGUUGCCUAUCCCGGUGUUGGGGUGCCCAUCCCGGUGUUGGGGUGCCCAUCCCAGUGCUGGGUGUGCAUGGCCAAUGUUGGGGAUGCCCAUCCCCGUGCUGGGGGUGCCCAUCCAAGUGUUGGGGUGCCCAUCCCGGUGUUGGGGUGCCCAUCUCGGUGCUGGGGUUGCCUAUCCUGGUGCUGGGGCACCCCUCCUGGUGUUGGGGGUGCCCAUCCCGGUGUUGGGGUGCCCAUCCCAGCGCUGGGUGUGCAUGGCCAAUGUUGGGAGUGCCCAUCCCAAUGUUGGGGUACCCUUUCCCGGUGCUGGGGGUGCCCAUCCCGGUGCUGGGGGUGCCCAUCCCAAUGUUGGGGUACCCCUUUCCCGGUGCAGGGGGUGCCCAUCCCGGUGCAGGGCGUGUCUUGCUCCCCUGCCCACCACCCUGUCAGGGGCUGUGGCCGCAGCAGCGCAGAAGGGGCAGAGGAAGGACAGAGGGACACUUGAGGUGGCCUCAGAGCCCCUCUCCAGGCAGGAUCCAUCCAGCUGUCACUGUGAUGGGACACGUGGCAGGGUGGCCAUGCAUGGGUGUGUCCUGACUUGUCCCUGUGUGCCACCUCUUCCCCUGUCCUUUUGCCCUUCCUCCUUUGCCAGUAUCUCGACUGGGAGGGAUCAGGUGUCACCUCCCCAGUGCCCCCAGUCCCCUGCUGCCAGCCCAGCAGCACACCAGCCCUUUGUCCUGGCACCAAGUGCUCACCAGAGUGGUCACUUGCAGCUCAGUGUGGCAGCAGCACGGCCACACUGUCCCCAGCUGUCCCCAACCGUCCCCAACCUGUCUGGUGGGGAUGGGGACAGCGUGGCUGGAAGGAUGGGGACAGCCACAGGGAUAGGGAACGAGCUGGCACUGGGGAUGGGGACAGGGAGGGAAUAGGGACUGGGACAGACUGGUGGUGGGAAUGGGGACAGGCUGGCUGCUGGAACUGGGGCAGGCUGACUGUGGGGACAGGGACAGGCUGGCAGUGGGGAUGGGGACAAAGUGUUGGUAGAGAUGGGGACAGGCUGGUGGCAUUGAUAGGGACAGGCUGGCACUGGGGAUGGGGACAGGCUGGGUGUAAGGAUGGGGACAGGCUGGUGGCGUUGAUGGGGACAGGCUGGGUGUAGGGAUGGGGACAGGCUGGUGGCAUUGACAGGGACAGG